Molecule: messenger RNA, 837 nt
Organism: Diorhabda sublineata
Lineage: Eukaryota; Metazoa; Arthropoda; Insecta; Coleoptera; Chrysomelidae
Product: zinc finger BED domain-containing protein 4
Exons: 1
Coding region: 1-795 (264 amino acids)
Molecular function (GO): protein dimerization activity
Source: RefSeq, a predicted model, not a curated record
AUGGUAUAUGCCAAUUUACAUGUUCCUAAUACUGAAAUGCUGACAGAAGAAGAGUGGCGUAUAGCGCAGGAGAUAUGUUAUUUGCUACGUCCUUUUGAAGAAGCCACACGAGAAAUGAGCGGUGAGCAGUACUUCACCGCAAGUAAAAUAAUUCCUGUGUCCCAAGGUUCAAAGCGGGUAACCCAAACCGCGAUUACCGAGGGGAAAGUUAUGUCCAUCCAAUAUGUUGCACAAAUACUAUUAGAUCAACUGAAAACACGUUAUAACAAAUUAGAAUUCAGUGGUUCUAUCGCAUCUUGUUCAUUUUUAGAUCCAAGGUUCAAACAACAUGUUUUUACGGAUUCCAAUGCUUUACAGAUUGUUCAAAAAGACAUUACAGCUGGGGUGACGGAAAAUAUAUUGAAAAAAUUGACUCAAGCAGUGUCCCAGACAACUGUGUUGCAAUCGAAUAUUGCCGAUAUAGCUAGUCAUUCGUACUGGACGGUAUUUGAUAACAAAGUGUCGAACAUUUUACCACCCUCAAAUGCUAAAGCGUCUGCAAUAUUGGAAAUUCAACGAUAUAUAAGUGACACGGUACCUGAUCGAAGAGUUGAUCCGUUAUUAUGGUGGAAAAAUAACGAACAUAUUUAUCCAAAUCUAGCGGAAUUAGUACAAAUAAGAUGUUGCAUGAUAACCACCAGUGUACCAUGUGAAAGCUUAUUUUCCAAAGCAGGAAUGAUUAUUACCGAACGCCGCUCCAGAUUGUCACAUCAAACAGUGAACAAACUUUUGUUUUUAAAAUAUAAUAAAAAUUAGUAUAGGUUCUAUUAUUUAUAUAAAAAAAAUACUUUGUUUAGA